Molecule: messenger RNA, 3389 nt
Organism: Bacillus rossius redtenbacheri
Lineage: Eukaryota; Metazoa; Arthropoda; Insecta; Phasmatodea; Bacillidae
Exons: 4
Coding region: 20-442 (140 amino acids)
Source: RefSeq, a predicted model, not a curated record
UGCUGUGCAACUAGCGGACAUGCAUCUCCAGGUCACGGCGUUGGUGCUGCUGUCCGCCUGGGCGAUGUGCGCUGUAGGCGGUGUACUGCCGUUUGCAAGGAUACCUGUUGGACGUCUGCAAAGGUCUCCGGACUCCCCAGAAAAUGACCUGCCUGUUAAAGGACCUUCACCAAAUGAUGAAAUCACGGUCGAUCCUAUGCAGGCGAAAGCAGGAGAACAGCCAGGCCCGGACCUGUCCAGCCUGAUUCCCAACAUGGUGCCCUCGCUGAUGAACAACACGCUGUUCAACGAGCGCAGCACCAUGGUCGCGGGCGCCUUCACCAUGAUGUUCAUGCCCAUGCCCGCCGGCUCCGACAUGGUCAACAUGUUCCAGAACGGCUUUUCCAUGUUCCCGUCCAUACCAGGCGUGUCCAGCAUACCGGGCCUGUCCGGCCGCCGAUGAUGCUAGCGCAGCUGUGGGCUAGAGACAAAGAGGUCGCGGUCAUAGAGAAGAUACACCGGGCCAGAGACAAAGAGGUCGCAGUCAUAGAGAAGAUACACGAUAAACAGGGCCUGGAGCUAUCAUAGAGUAAUGUCGUAUAUAGAAAAGAUUCAUUCUGGUCGUCUGCGCAAGUAACGCAACAUUAACCAGCAUUUAACAGCAAAUAUAAAAUUCGGUUUGUAAACCAUCUCUUUGCUAGAGAGGCGCGGCAAAACCAUUACCACGUAUCUAGGAGUAGGCCAUACCUUAAAACUCAAAAUUCCCUAAAAAAGGAAUCUACCCAAAACAACCAAAGGAACAUUCCCAGUCUAAAUCGGUCAGUGAGUCUGCGGAAAACUUAUUCUUAAACAAAUGUAAAGCAAAAUUUAUAGGAGUGUAUAAGGUACCAACUAGCAGAGUACUAUUUAAGAAAACUAAAGCUCAGUACUAAACAAAUAAAUUUUAUUGAUCUUUUGACCCGAUUCUAAGGUAGAAGUAGCUUGGCGCACACCUUUUACAAAGCACCCUUUUAGAACAUGGAUUUAAUCUCAUAAGCAGCCUUAAUACAACCUUGUUUAUACAGCUCAGCCGCUAGUAACCCGAACCCUACACCUACCACCCUACAAACGGCUACAACGCUAAAUAGGCUAAGUAUCAACUGCAGAAUAAUAAUAAUAAUUAAAGUAUUUUAUAAUACACACUGACUGCAAAAACGCCUAAAUGAACUGGAAAUUAUACCAGAAUCCAGAUUUAUGUAAAUCUUUUCCCAAUAAUUUCCACUUCAAAAAGAAGAUAAUAAACUAAUUAUUACUUAGAAUCAAUAAUAGAUAAAAAUAACACACAAAUUCUAAAAAAAAGUGUCAAAAUCAACAGAAAAAUACUUUACACAAAUUUCAGAUGAUUACAAUUUUAUAAAUUUAAUUUCUAAUGUGCAAUCUGUUUUAGUAAAGUCAGAGAAUCUCUUCACUCAACAUUCGCAUUUCUCUCUCUAACUCUUCGUCGAUUUUAGUUACCUCAGUCUUUGAAAAUAUCACUAAAACCUUCACUGUUGAUUUCAUUGUUAACCUUUUGAAAUUUGCACCGACGGAGUCUUCUGAAAUAAUUUUUUUUAAAGUUUAUUUCAGAGUCUGCAGCAGUACAAAUGCUCACCCUCGCCUAUAUGUUAACUAGCAUUUAUUUUUUUUCAAGCCGACUCUGGCUUUUUGUCCCUUAGUCAUGUCAUGAUAGCAUCUUUCUUACCAUUCCCCCUCCAAGAUCAAAAACACCGUUAAUCCGCCAGGGCGUGACCCCCUUUGCACGGUGACCCUUGCCGUAAACACCCUCCCCUUCCGCGCCAGUGCCGCGACCAAUCCCAGCGCGCUUCAAGGGCCAGCACGCGAGUCAACCUAGGGUUUGGAAAUACGUCACUGAGGCAAAGGGAUCCUUUGAGCGAACAAAAUCAUAUGAUUUUUUCUUUAUUUAAAGAAUCGGUUCUUUGAAAGUCAAUUACUCGAAAGCUGAAUACGAUUCGGGAGAAUAUAAAACGCAGAGAGAACGAGGACAGUGAACCAGCCACUCUGAUUCGUUUUUAAAAUGUCUCGUGACGUCGGGAGUCUCAGUAAUAAGUUAUCUCAGCGUCCGCGUGUUCACAAGAGCAAACGAUAACUAAUAAAAGAAAAAGGGUGGGAGUGGGUGUUAGCGACUCAACUAUUAUAGUAUUACAAGUAUUAUUAAUGGCUUGUCUAAGUUUUGUUGCUAAAUUAAUCGGUGAGAGUUAUGGAAUUUGUUCACGCACAUAGUUUGUAAAAGUCAGUAUACCGAUCCAACCAGAUUACAUACGAUAACCAGCCAGGAGACAUGGCAGGCCACCCAGACGUAACGAAUACUUGCAUGGGUGAACGAGUUGUCGGUGGUCAGAAAUAAAAGUAUUCCUGCUCGACAUACAGUGAAAACUUGUAAUAGCAUAUGUCCAUAAUAUUGAUCGAAAUACAUUCACAAUUUUCUACAUUGUUCUUAAUAUCACCUUUGAAUAUAUAUACUGUAUAGAAGUCGCCAGCCCAGGUUAAAAUUUCUAAUACGGUUUUGAGGUAGUUGGUUAAUUCACCGCCGCAAUCGCUACCAUCUCUAGGGCAUCGACUUGUGGUGGUCCCUAGCGGACAAGUGUCGAACUCUUCAAACACCCCUUCCCCCUCCCGUUAAACGACCUUGAGCUGCAGUGAAUGAUAGGUGGGGGGUGCGGGGAAUGACAGCGGGCGACAGUUCUGCGCUCUAACGUGUAAAUAACAACUAAGACGAUACAGGGCGUUACGGCAGCGCACUGCAGCGGUGAAGUUCCCAAGCUGCUCAUCAUACGCUUCUAAAAAACGUAGAGUAAAUCCUAUACAUUCGCGACUUCUAUACAGUAUAUAUAUUCAAAGAUAUCACACAGUGACGAAAGAAUGUUUACUAAAAUAAAUAAUGAUCUAAUACUAAUUUAUAUCUUGAACCACUUUCUUGGUUACUCACUGACGUGUAUACACUACGAUAAACAUUUGAUUUUUUUUAACCAAUUAAUUACCGUUUGUUCAUCAAAGAGACAAUUUUUGUCAUCAUAAUUAGGUAAAAUGUAAAAGAAUAAAAUGUAAUGAAAAAUUUGUUAUUAUCCAAUUACAAAUUAAUUAUAAGUAAGAAUAAAUAUAAGUAUAUAUAAGUAUUGGUCACCUUACGAACCUUCUUAGGCUAUGUUGGAGGAACAAACUAAAUUUAGCACUUAAGUGCACAUAACAUGGUUUUAAGAACAGUGAAGUCAUAAAUGUGCAUUACUGAACUGAAUCACCUUUAUUGCAGUUGGAAUGUUUAAAAGUCUGUGUCUAAGAUCUUAAAAUUUUCGCCCUUACAGUGUAUCUAUUUUUAUGAGUUUUGUUUUUAUGACUUUAUUUCAUAUUUUAUUAAUUUUAUAUCUUACUGUAUG